Penicillium chermesinum is the source of this 504-nucleotide messenger RNA. RefSeq names its product CE1 family esterase. The transcript has a single exon. The coding region runs from base 1 to 504 and encodes 167 amino acids. Gene Ontology annotation, molecular function: feruloyl esterase activity. The record is from RefSeq and is a predicted model, not a curated record. NCBI's taxonomy places the organism in Eukaryota, Fungi, Ascomycota, Eurotiomycetes, Eurotiales, Aspergillaceae.
AUGAUCUUCCUCGCUACCCUUCUAGCCCUAGGCUCUCUAGCCUCAGUUGACGCUGCCACGUCUUCAGGCUGCGGCAAGCAACCCACCCUCUCCAGUGGCAUCCACAACAUCAAUGACCGCCAGUACAUCCUCAAGGUCCCUGACGGCUAUGACCCGAACAAGCCUCAUCACCUCAUUUUCGGCCUCCACUGGCGAGGCGGAACCAUGUACUCUGUCGCCAACGGCGAGGGCGUGCAACCAUGGUACGGUCUCGAUAGCCGAUCGCAGGGCAGCGCAAUUCUGGUAGCCCCCAACGGCCGGAACGAGGGCUGGGCCAACACCAACGGAGAAGAUGUAGCCUUCAUCGACAGCAUCAUGCAGCAAGUGGAAGCUGACCUUUGCGUGGACCAAAGCUCCCGCUUCGCGACGGGAUUCAGCUGGGGCGGGGGGGAUGAGCUAUUCGCUUGCGUGCUCGCGAGCGAAAGAGUUCAAGGCCGUGAGCGUGUUGAGCGGCGGCGUGAUUAG